Molecule: messenger RNA, 5717 nt
Organism: Tympanuchus pallidicinctus (lesser prairie-chicken)
Lineage: Eukaryota; Metazoa; Chordata; Aves; Galliformes; Phasianidae
Gene: JADE2
Product: jade family PHD finger 2
Exons: 11
Coding region: 372-2765 (797 amino acids)
Biological process (GO): regulation of transcription by RNA polymerase II
Cellular component (GO): histone acetyltransferase complex
Source: RefSeq, a predicted model, not a curated record
UGGGGGGAGCGGCAGCACCAUUAUCCGGCCCCGCUCCGAAAGUGGCUUCUCCGCCUCCCUCCUCCCGGAGCCCGAGCGGCGGGGCGAGGAGAUCCUGAGGAAGUGCGGGGUGAAAAAAAACCCAACAGAGAGCACCCGCGGCGGGCGGGCAGGGCUCGGCGGGCCGCGCUGCGAGCGGCCAUCUCGGCUGGGAGCAGCCAUGGAGUUCCCGGGCGGCCGCCCCUGAGCAGGGCCGGGACGGCGGCGAUGACAGCGGCGUGAGGGGCUCUGCGCAUCCCCAUCCCGUCCCCGUCCCCAUCCCACCCGCCCCGCCCCUCCCCGCCGCCCCCCGCUGCCAGGCGCAACUCUCCGCGGACGCUGCUCCGGCAAAGAUGGAAGAAAAACGACGGAAGUACUCGAUCAGCAGUGAUAACUCAGACACCACUGACAGUCACACCACAUCCGCGUCCAGAUGCUCCAAAAUCCCCAGCACCAAAUCCAGCUGGUCCCGGCAGAAGGAGAAGAAGCCCUCUGAGGUUUUCCGCACGGACCUGAUAACGGCCAUGAAGAUCCCCGACUCUUUCCAGCUCAGCCCUGAGGAGUACUACGUGCUGGCAGACCCCUGGCGCCAGGAGUGGGAGAAGGGCGUGCAGGUCCCAGCCAGUGCCGAGGCCAUCCCUCAGCCCGUGGUCAGAAUCAUACCCCAACUGGAGAACCUGCCUUCCCCAGUGUCCCCCAGCAGCCUGCCGGGCUCUGAGAUUUCAGAAGCCACGAGGACGUACCUGCAGGGCAUGAGCCGUUACGACCUGGAUGAGCUGGAUGCCUGCUGGUUGGAGCUCGUGAACAUGGAGCUGAAGGAGAUGGAAAAGCCAGAGCUGGAUGAGAUCACCUUGGAGAGAGUGCUGGAGGAGCUGGAGACGAUGUGCUACGAGAACAUGAACAUCGCCAUUGAAACAGAGGAGGGUCUGGGCAUCGAGUACGACGAGGACGUGGUGUGUGACGUCUGCCGCUCGCCAGAGGGGGAGGAUGGCAACGAGAUGGUGUUCUGUGACAAGUGCAACGUCUGCGUGCACCAGGCAUGCUAUGGCAUCCUGAAGGUCCCCAUUGGCAGCUGGCUGUGCCGGACCUGCGCCCUCGGCGUCCAGCCCAAGUGUUUGCUGUGCCCGAAGAGAGGGGGAGCACUGAAGCCCACUCGGAGCGGGACAAAAUGGGUCCACGUUAGCUGUGCCUUAUGGAUACCUGAAGUUAGCAUUGGAUGUCCUGAAAAAAUGGAACCCAUUACAAAGAUCUCACAUAUCCCAGCAAGCAGAUGGGCUUUGUCCUGCAGCCUCUGCAAGGAGUGCACUGGGACCUGCAUUCAGUGCUCCAUGCCCGCCUGCGUCACCGCAUUCCACGUCACCUGCGCCUUUGACCACAACCUCGACAUGCGGACUAUUUUAGCAGACAACGAUGAAGUGAAGUUCAAGUCCUUCUGCCUGGAGCACAGCACCGGUGCCACCAAACUACCUGAGGAGACGCGGACAGAGCCUGAUCAAGCCCAGCUGGACCUGGAGAAGGUGACGCUGCGGAAGCAAAAGCUCCAGCAGCUGGAGGAGGACUUCUAUGAACUCGUGAAGCCUUCCGAGGUGGCAGAGAACCUUGAUUUAAGCGAGUCGCUGGUGGAUUUUGUCUAUCAGUACUGGAAGCUGAAGAGGAAAGCAAACUCCAACAAACCGCUGCUGACACCAAAAACGGAUGAAGUGGACAACUUGGCUCAGCAGGAGCAGGAUGUUCUCUACCGGCGCUUGAAGCUUUUCACACACCUCAGGCAAGACCUGGAGAGGGUUAGAAAUCUCUGUUACAUGGUGACGAGACGGGAGAAAAUGAAACACACCAUUUGUAAACUCCAGGAGCAGAUCUUCCACCUGCAGAUGAUUCUCAUUGAGAAAGAUCUUUACCCAGGCUUGUCGACUUCCUUCCCCAUCGACGGGACCUUCUUCAACAGCUGGCUGGCGCAGUCGGUGCAGAUCACGGCUGAGAACAUGGCCAUGAGCGAGUGGUCCCUGAACAACGCGCACCACGAGGACAGCACGCCCGGCCUGUCCGAGGAGCUGCUCCAGGACGAGGAGACGCUGCUCAGCUUCAUGAUGGACCACUCCCUGAGGUCCCCCUUCAAACAGAGCGAGGCCGCCAAGAAGGUGAAAAGCAAAACGAGAACGAACACUAAGAAAAAGCUGCCCAGGAGCGGCCUGACCGCCGUCUUCAGGAGCCAGCAGGAGGGCUCGGAGCGGUGGACUAACCACACCAGCGACCUGUCAGACGAUGCUGCCAAGCCCUGCGCCCAGGAAUCGCGGCCCGGCAGGUCGGAGAAAGGGGCAGCGAGGCCCGCGGACCGCAGGGGAUCAGGAGAGGCAAAAAGGGCAGCGAGGAAGGGGCCCGGCCCCAAAGGCAGCGACCCGCCGGCCCCGAGGGGCUGCGCCGGAGAGGAGGAGGCGGUGGUGGCGGCCAACGGCGCUCGGCCCGAGCCCAACCCCACGGCUCAAGUGCCUGACCCCGUAGGUAGCCCGAAAACCGUCGUGCGGUUCAAAUUACCAAAGGAGAGCCGAGGGACUCGGCGCUCGCAGCCCCCCAAGACCGAUGGCCCAGGAGGGCCCCCCCUGCACCGCUUCGAGGCCGAGACGGACGGCUACUUCUCCGACGCCGAGAUGAGCGACUCGGAUGGGGAGCCGCGGGGCGGCCGGGCGCAGCGGGGCCAGCUGGAGCCGGGCGGCGAGGAGAUCGUACGGAUGAGCAUCCUGGCUUCCUAACGGCACGCGGCCACCCCGCUCCUCCCGUCACAACUGCCAUGGCCAAUUUCUGCCUAGUAUCACAGCGAGAGGGGGAUUUUUAAUCUGUAUAUAUAGUUGGAAAUUCGGCACCGUUGUCUUUCUCUUCUCUUUUUGCCUGAGAUACAGCUUCAGCAUCACCGACGUAGAUUGCCGUGACAGUAGUUGUCCCCUCCGGCUGCCCCGCUCCCUGCGGAGGUGGCCACGCGAUGGGCAUUAUUCCAGAGGGGCAGAUCUCCCUCCUUGGGCUGUAUCGGGGUAAAGGCAGGGGCCGGGAGCUGAGCAGGGAAGCCAGCCAUGGGCACGUGCAUUGACAAGGGAGGGAAGUACACGAUGCUAACAUAAAUAACGACAAAAGCACAACGAGUUUGGUGGGGGGGAAGCGCUCGGGGCGGGAGAGAGCCACGUUACGUUUGUGUUUGUAGAAAAACCUCAGUCAUUGCUUUUUUUCCCUUCUGAUUGGAAACCAUCCCAGGUUGUUCCUGUCCCCGAGGCGGCACCUCGGCCGCGGCCCCCAGAAGCAGUUUGCUCGGGUUCAUGGGUUAGCGCUCAGCAAGCUGGAAUGGAGGCGUGGGGAAGGACAGAGAGGGAAAAAUCUUUUAGGAGCACUGGGGGGACUGGGCAGCCUGCACCCACCCGAGCCUCCCCUGCACAGCAGCGUGCUCAGCCCCAGGCACUGCAGCCAGGGGGAAGGAGCACGCUCAGCCCUCUGAUUUUCCAACGAAACGCUACAGUGGAAAUGGUGAAUUUAUUCCUCCCUGUCCUUUAUCCUGGUUUUUUUUUUUUGUUUUUUUGUUUUAUUCCUUAAAUCCUGGUUACGAGCUGUUGAUUCCUUGUGGGAGGGUGAUUCACAGAAGCUGACAUUAUAAAUAUGACAAUAAUUUAAUGCAUAAAAUGUCCCCAAUAAGCCUUAAAUGUUGUUCAAAGCCCAUGUUACCGACGAGUCAGGCGAAUUUCCGUGUUUGCACUUAAUUGCACCAUUACUUCAGUUUUGGCUUCAAAGGUCACAGUGAAGUCGCGCUACGUGUUUUAUUGGAGUGACCCCAGUGUGAGCUCAGGGAACAAAAAAAAAAAAAAAGGAAUUCACUGAAACUUUUGUUGUUGUUGUUUUUUAAAAAUAAUAAUAAAAAAUGUUUAAAAAAGAAAAAAAAAAAAAAAAAAAAGAAACUAACUAACCUGGGACACUUCUGCAACUGGUUAAACCCAUCACUUCAAACAGAAAACCUUACUACAGUUGUCCAACAGAACAGUCAAAUCUUUUUUGUGGAUGCCAAAGAAUACGUUGACAGUCGAGCAGCACAGCCAGAAACUGGAAACUUGUCACUAGGAACAAUUGGGAGUUAUUUAGCAACCAAGGACUAAAGACACACUCAUGCACACUGCUGCGGCGUUAGGUUCCAAGCUUGCUGAAGGGGUGCUGAGCCCACGCCCCUCCGUUUUGAUUUCCAGUGCUUUUUGCUCAUUUCACUGUGAGCUUUCUUCUGAUACUCUGAGACUCCUUUAACCGACUGUCCCGGUGUUUUAGAGUAGAUGAGCUUUAUCAGCCUUCAGAGAGUCCUUACUAGCGGUCAGAUUGCAGCCCGGCUGACCCCAGGCAGCACGCAGCCCCGGGUGCCCCCCGAGCUGGGAUGGAGCACCCAGAGCACGGCUGCACCGCGGGGAGCAGAACCACGGAUCGGCCAAACGGGAACCACCUCCCAUAGCAAUUCAUCCACCGAGGUUGGAGGUGAAAAUCUGCUCAUUAAUUAAGGCUCGGUAUGUUCAGAUAAUGUUAAAUACAGUAAAUAGGACUUAGUUUAUCUUAUCAGGCUUGCUAGCUUUAGCUACAGUAUCCUAGUAUAAGAGUCAUACCAAUAAUCAAUAUGCUGCCUUUUAAUGAAUCUUGCUUCCGUGUGCUUCACUCAGUUAUGGUUAAACAAAAGCAAUCCACAACUUUUCACUGUACACAGCUCCACUCAUCGGCUUCUGCACUCCUCGUCUUCUCAGUACAGGAAAGCAAACGGGGGACCCUGCGGAACAGCCCCAGCCGCGCGGUUCGGCACUGGGUCGGGAGGAGCGGGGGGGCUGCGUGAUGAGAGCGAUGCACAAAGGGCCGUAUUUUGUUUUUGAUGAUGCUGUAAAAUGUAUUUUGAGACGAAAGAGAAUCUAAGGGGUUUAUUUUGCUAGAGAAAAAUAUUGUCUUUUCAGAUGUAUAAACCGCAGUUUGCACUGUAAGAGCGCCCGUCGCCUCGGCAGCGGGGCGGCCCCAUCCAGCAGCCCCGGCACCAGCACAGCGCUGGCUCAGCCCCGCUCACAGCCCCGCUCCCCAAACCCAAACCCAUCCAUCCUUCGCCCCUCUGGCCGUGCCUGGGGCUGUUGGUUCCUCCGGGUCGCCCCGUUUGCUCCACCCGCACACAGCCCAGACCCACCCCACGUCAGUCACAGGAAACGAUAUGAAUGUCGCAGGAGGAGGAAACCCUUCUGUUUUCUUUGUUUCAAAGAACGUGAUGUGCCAUUUGUUAAUAGAAAAGAGAAAUAUUGAAAAUAUAUUGAAAAGAGCAAUUUUAAAUUAUUUUUGGCUUAUGUUGCAAUAUUUAUUUUCUUGUAUUAGAAAUUCCUUUGUAGAGAAAAAAAAAAUGUAUUUUUCAUUAAUGCAAAAACCUAUUUCUCCUUUUUGUACAUUUUCCAUGUUAGUUAAUCCUUAAAGCAAUAUAAUGUUAUCAGACUCGUUCUGUGUGAGACUGUAUUAUGCAUGCUCUUUGUGUUGCCUUGGAAUAGCUCUGUCUGCCAUUAUUUUCAUCCUGUUUAGGUACAGUGUAUGCUUUAAUACACAUUGGGACCAUGGCCCAUGGCUUAUGAGAGAAAAACAAAACCGAAACAACAAAACGAAACCUUUGCAUUCCUCAAUGUGUUGGCAAAUGCAGUCAAUAAAGCAGUGUUUUACGUGUGCGUGCA